Messenger RNA from Symbiodinium natans, 3693 nucleotides. NCBI's taxonomy places the organism in Eukaryota, Dinophyceae, Suessiales, Symbiodiniaceae. The record is from the annotation of a GenBank genome assembly.
AUGGAAUGGCCCGCUUUGCAGGGCCAGGAGCUGCAAAAGCUGAAAGGAGUAUUCGCCACUCCGCAGAAGUUGGAGGCAGCUUUUGAUACACUUGCACAAGCAGCCGAGCUGGUCGAAGUUUUCUUGCCAGGUACAAGUCCCGAAGGGCGACGAGAGCGUGCUCAACUUCUUGUGGACUGGGCCGGGAGACAGGGACAGCUCGUUAAGCGUCUGAGGAGAGAGUCAUUCCAAGGACUUUGGGAGUCUUUACCUGUGCGUAGUGUACAUGCUGAUGUCAGCAAGAGAUUUGAUGAGUUGGCUAGACAGAAUCCACUGUCUCUUUUGCCUGGUUUGGAACGCAGACGCCGAGCAGCAAGGACAAAUCUGGAUUCCGCAAAAAGAGCGCAACAGGAGAGUGAUGAGCGUGAGAAAUACACAUUGCUGUUGGCAGAGGUUAUAAGGCAAGCCAAGUUGCCAGUGGUGGCGCAGUUAGAUGCUGUCAACGAUGACGGGAGGUCCUGGAAGCGCAUCUUUGGGACGAGACGUAGCAAGACGCUGCGUAAUCGGUUUCGUUCUUGGAGGGCCUUUUCACGUUGGCUGGAGACAUCGUAUCAUAAGGUCUGGCCAUCAAGCAUUGUUCCAUUGCUGGAGUAUGCGGAUGAGAAAUACAAUGACGAUUGUGGGAAAACUGUUUUGCCUAACUUUCAAGCAGCGUUGACUGUGUUGGAACAGGCCGGGAGGGUACCGGAAGCUGAGAUGCUCUCGCGAGACCCUACCUGGUUGAUGCAGCUAGCAUCUUAUACAGCAGAUCUGGAGGCAGCGCAGCCCGAGCGCAAGCAGGCUCCGCUGUUUACUGUGGCCAUCGUUGUCGCGCUAGAACUGUAUGUCUGCCUUGAGAGCGAACCUGAAUAUGCACGUGCUAUGGGCUGGGUCGUAUUGUUGAUGGUGUAUGCCUCGCUGCGGGCCGAUGAUGUUCAAGCCAUUCGACCGGAGACGAUGGAGAUCACCGUUUCUGGCUUCAGGGCAAAGCUGGGACGCACAAAGACGACAGUAUACAUCUUCGUAAAGCGUGAUGUUGGUCUUUCAGGUCAGGAUUGGUUAGCGACUGGUUUUGAGCUGUGGGAAAAGUACAAGCAACCACGUGAUUUUCUGGUCUUGGAAGCAAAUAAGGGUUGGACGGCGCCGACCAGCAAGGGUGUUGACAGUUCUGGUGUGGCUCUUUACAUGAAGUCAGUCCUUGGCAGAUUGGGAACACCCAGGCUGGUCAGUGGGAGUUACAGGCUCAACGAGCAUCGAGGUCUACUUCCUGAUGGAGCCUACAGGAUGUACACUGGACACUCGCCUAGAAACUUUCUGGCCUCCGUGGCAGCAGCUAUAGGUGUGCGAAAGGAAGACAUCGAUUGGCUCAUAAGCAUGAGAGUUUGCCAUGCACAUCACAAGUACUUACCCGUUAUGUCCGACUGCCAUGGAUCGGUGCCAGAGAUGACCCCUGAUGGUCUCAAGGUUGGCAAAGACCUGGAGGUGGCAAAAGGGCCCGUCGUCUUCGAUGCCUACAAAGCUUUCCAUUUCACCCUAGCGUGGGAGGGCGAGCGCCUGGUGGUGGUGGCUUACGUCACUGACCACUUGGACACACUGAAAGACGUUGAGAAGCAGGUUUUGGAGCGGCAGGGCUUUCAGCUGCCUUCACAGGAAGCUGAGACUUCGGAGGCCAUUGAGCUAGAGUUAGAGUUUGGAGUGCCCCAUGGUCGCUCACAACCGGGAGCUGAACCCGUCUUCAAGCCUGAGCUCUGCGGGAACCGUGGGCUUCCACUACAAGCAGAGUGGGAGGGCAAGAAGGAGCCACUCAAUGACGGAUUAGGAUUGUGCUCACCUACAUGCUGGCGGCCGGCGGAUAAGGGGGCCACUCUUUCCCCGUCAAGCGUGGUGCUCUGCCGAGAUAUGUACCAGAUGUGCAUGGAGUUCGUGGGGCGAAAUGUCAGCUCUCCCAAGGAACUUUGCGAAAAACUGGCCGCCGGAGAAAUCACGGAGUCACCUUUCGGCGAUGAGGAGAUGCAGCAACUGCGAGAAAAGUGGUGUCGGCGAGUCGGUGGAGAUGACUGGAAACAUUGUAUGGAGAUUCCUAAAGGACAACCCUUUCUCUUGAAAGCGGUGGCUAGGACUGCAGAGGUGAUGGGCGACCCCGACUGGGCCUCCAUAACCGAGGGCACGGACAACUUCUGCACUGGGGUACCCAUAGGUUUUGGCGAGGCGCUGCCCAGGUUGCCCCAAGUCUUCGAGCCGAAAGCGAAGUGGAGAAAGUUCGACGAGGAUCUCCCGGAGCGGGAUCGCUCCAACUACACCAGUGCGUCCUUAAACUCGCAGCAGCUGCUAGAGAAGUUUCGAGAGGAAGUGGAGCUCGGUCGGAUGGAAGCUUCGACGCAUGGAGCGUUGAAGCAGCGCUAUGGUGAGGAGAAUCUACGCAUAGCCUCCAUGGGUGCCAUCCAGAAACCCGAUGGAUCCGUGAGACCGGUUCAUGACGGGACCCACGGAUUACACGUGAAUCAGUCCAUAACUCAGCACAACCUUCUUUCAGUUCCGGGUCCUGGAGAGCUAGCCCUACUUGUCAGACAAUCCCAGGAGCAAGUUGAGACACCCUUUGCCUUGGCUGGGGACGUGGCCGCCGCCCGCCGCUUGGUGCUGGUGCGCGAAAGAGACUGGGGGCUCCUGGCCUGCCGUGCGGAAGCUGGGAGCGACACCGUCUUCGUGAACCGAGUCGGAACAUUUGGAAUCUCAUCUGUUUUGUUCUGGUGGGCUCGCCUUUUCGGCGUAAUAGGCAGGGUGGUGGGGCGCGCCAUGCUCAACCACUUCUUCUUUCAAUUGGUUUUCGUAGACGACCUACACACCAAUUUCUUUGGACACCGGAAGUAUGUCAACGCUCUGAUCUGGCUGGUACUUUAUCUUAUGGCAGGAACACCUUUUGCCUGGAAAAAGUUUAAAGGCGGAGCCAGGAUCGCCUUCAUUGGCUAUGAGCUGGAUUACACGGCCCGACUGGUGGGGUGGUUGAAACCGCACCUGGCACCCCUUUAUGCCUGGUCAUCGGCCACGCGUAGAUGCUCGGUCGGGAAGCUUCCUGACACGGUGAUCUUGACUCUCCUCUACAUCGAGGAAGCUCUCGUAGCCAAGGACUACAAAGUGUCCCCUGCCAGGGUGGACCCAAGUGACAAGCCUCUCUUCUUCACCGAUGCAAAAUGCGAAGAUGGCCUGGUUGUGCUUGGGGGCUGGGAUGCAACAUGUCCCUUGGGCAGGUCACGCUGGUUCUCAAUUGAGGUGCGACCACAUGAGGCACCUUACUUGUUCGACGAGGAGCAGAAGUCACAGUGGGCAUCUGCGUCUGCGGAGCUCUUGGCAACUUUAGCUGCGCUAUACUUGUUCGGACAUUUGGGAGAACCCACCAGGGUACGACAGCUCCCAGUCGUUUUCACCACUGACAACAAGGGCAACGAGUCUUUGUCCAAAAAGCAAAGCGCAACGAGGUGGCCGCUCAUGCUCAUAAACAUGCAGCUGUCACAUUUGCUCGCCCUAUCUAGAAUCAGGCUAGCUCUGAACUGGCGUCCGAGGGGUGAAAAUCAGCUUGCGGAUGAUCUCACUAACGCCAGGUUCAGCUCCUUCAAUCCCGAAUUCAGAUGUUUCAGCUCAUUCAGCGACCUUCCUCUCGAGUUGCUCAGCAAGCUUUAG